Messenger RNA from Chaetomium strumarium, 2175 nucleotides. Its product is annotated as Sds3-like-domain-containing protein. The transcript has 2 exons. Gene Ontology annotation, biological process: negative regulation of transcription by RNA polymerase II. Lineage: Eukaryota; Fungi; Ascomycota; Sordariomycetes; Sordariales; Chaetomiaceae. Gene Ontology annotation, cellular component: Sin3-type complex. Bases 287 to 1972 code for a protein of 561 amino acids. The record is from RefSeq and is a predicted model, not a curated record. Gene Ontology annotation, molecular function: histone deacetylase binding.
CUUACCCGCCAUUCAGCAGAUUCUCUACCCACCCGUUAUUGUUCCCAAUCCCAUGCUCCAUACACCACCCACAAUACUCUCCGAAGUACAAGUCUCCAGGCCGGAAGAUGUACAAUUCCCCCGCCCACGCAACCCAUUCGCUUUGCCCAUCUUGAUCUUCACGAAAAACCAUCUGGAUCGAGCGACAUCUCGUCUUUCCAGUCGCGGUUCGGGCUUCAUCUGUCACUCGCUCUGGCACUGACCCUCUCGAACACAAACCGACACUAGAAAAUAGCACACAUACACAAUGGCCACAGCGGACGUCAGCAUGGCCGACUCCCCCGCCCAUCGCGUUGACCGGCGUGUCAACGGCUCACCCCCGCCGACGCAGUCAAAGCGAGACAAACGCCGUCAGAUGCUAGCCGAUCGCCUUGCCUCGCUCUCCGAGAAGCUAAGCAAAGAUAGAGACCAGGCCUACCGGGAACAACUACACAAGCUCCAGAUCGACACCACGCUGGUCAUGAGAGUCGACCCUUAUGUGGAUAGACCCUUUGACGGCUUCGAGCUAGACCAGCAAAGACUUCCUCAGCUCAAUGGAGACGCUGAUUCCCACUCUGGACCUCAGACGCUGCUCGACAGAGCCGGGCCAAAGUUCUCCGAGUGGAUGGAGAAGGUCCAAGAUCUGGUCGAGCAGCGUGAUUAUGCGCUUACCAAGUACAAGUUCGACUACGAGAAGAAGACAUCCGAGUUCUUGACCACCCACGCCUUCAAGAUCGAGUGUGCGAACCGCGAAUACCGUUCCCUCUCCCAAACGCUGCGGGACCGUUUGAUCAAUACCAUCAUGAGCAAAAAGACCCGGCUGAACAAGGAGAAGGAGGCCCUCGAGAUCUCGGAUGCUUCUGCUCUCUUAUUGCAUCCCAACCAAUUCAGUAUCACCAACCCUGCGAGUCCAGGAGGUGCACACACCAAGCGGGCGACACGCCAGCGCCGGGAAGCGGAAGACACGGGCUUCGAGAACAGAAAGAGGAAACGGAACAAUAACAAUAAUGAGGAUGAUGGCUCACCCGCACCCCAGCGCAGGCCGUUCGAUGCUUCCGGCACUACGGCCCUCUGGCAAACGGACCGCCUUGCCUCGCGCAAGGCCACCGGCACCGUUUACAGCAUUGACAAGCUCUUUACGGACAAGGAGCUCACCAUGGCCUCCAGCGCGGCCACGUUGGCGGCCCGUAAGUACAUCCUCACUCACAAGCCCCCGCUGGAUGAAAACGGCCGGCCUAUCAAGUCGCCCGACAGCAGCGACUCUGGGGCAGGCGACAACGAGGAGAACGACGGAUCGGACUCGAUUCCAUCCGCGCCCAUGAUGGAGAGGAACGUAUCACAUGCGACGCGCAGCGCCCGCGGGGGCGCAAACAACCCCAAUUUCAUGGAUGACAAGCUUAUGGGCAUGGAAAUGCUGGCCAACUUCGACUUCGCAGGCAAUUUCGACCGCAUGCUCGCAGCGGAUCCAAAACUCCCUGCGACGUUCCCGACGACAUAUAUCAAGGGCAAUAAGUUGGAGUACAACGUUCCCAGCACGCUCAAUUCCGAUGACGUGCACGGGGACCUGAUGGUGAUGCAGGCGCUGCGGCAGUACGAUGAGACGCACGGCGUGGGAUCGAACUUCUCGGUGGAGAAUGGCAGUCGCAAGCUGCUCGAGGCGGCGUCGAUGCCGGCGCAGGACCGCCGGUGGGUUGCGUAUCUCCAGGGCGAACGACCAUCGGAAAACCAGGUGAGGAAGCAACUAGGACUUCCCGUCCUAUCCGAUGUCGUGGAGCCGGUCAUGUCCGACAGAGCAGGCACCCCUAAGCCCGGCCAUGCGGGCACUCCCGGACCGUCGCCUUCGAAGGGGGCGGCAUUAGGUGGCGUACCCAUGAGCAGGCAGUCGAGCGCCAACGGCGUGCCAAUGAGUCGGAGUAGUAGUCGGAAGGGCCCGCGAGGCGGGCGGGGUGGUUGAUGUCUAUUAUGGAGGGGUCGAAAGGACGAACAAGCAACAGAGGUGUUCAUUGUUGGAACAUCUGAGACAUAUCUCGUUCAUUUCUUACUUCCUGGAGUUUGGAUUUGCUAUCCAGGCACCCUAUCUGCGACGGCCAUGUCAACAUACGGAACGGGUGGAGCGGUGUUGGGCGGAAACGGCACACGGUUAGGUGCCUUUGCUCU